GGGGAGUGACGCAGUUAUUGUACAUCCAUAGCUACUCCAUGCUUUUUUUGCUAGAUGACCUGAAAUAACACUUUUUUUUUUCCUCCCCCCCACCCAAAACAUUUUUGACGUCAAAUCCCUUUUUUUUAAAAAACGAAGAAGAGGGAUUCCUUGAAGCUGCAUGUCGAACAUCUGCUCCCCUUGAAAUUUGGAUGCCAUUCCGGUUGGAGGUUGCGGUGCACCCCGAGGACUAGAUGCGAUAACCAGGACGAGAUAUGCCGCAGCCGAAAUCACGAAAAAUCGCCAUCCUCGGGUACAGAUCCGUAGGAAAGUCCUCCUUGACGAUUCAGUUUGUGGAGGGCCAGUUUGUUGACUCCUAUGACCCUACAAUAGAAAACACUUUUACUAAAAUGAUCACAAUAAACGGACAGGAGUACCAUCUUCAGCUGGUAGACACCGCAGGACAGGAUGAGUACUCCAUCUUCCCACAGACGUACUCCAUAGAUAUCAACGGUUACAUUCUGGUCUAUUCAGUCACGUCUAAUAAAAGCUUUGAAGUUGUACAAGUUAUCCAUGAAAAACUAUUGGACAUGGUGGGAAAAGUUCAAGUACCAAUUAUGCUAGUUGGGAACAAGAACGACCUACAUAUGGAGCGAGUAAUCAGUUGUGAAGAAGGAAAAGCAUUAGCUGAGUCCUGGAACGCUGCCUUCAUGGAGUCCUCGGCUAAAGAGAACCAGACGGCCGUGGAGGUUUUCCGGAGGAUGAUCCUGGAGGCAGAGAAGAUGGACGGCGGCGUGCAGCCAGGGAAAACCUCCUGCUCCAUGAUGUAGAGCCGCCCAAUCAACACACAGGACACUGCACUGGGAAAUCCCGUUACUUGAAGGCUAGCUGCCAGUUCUCCUCCACCUCAGCUGACUCCACCCCCUCCAGGGUCCUAAAUAUCCAAUACUGUCUAUUUAUGGCUCUGAUUCCACUGUUAUUUAUCAGUAUUCCCUUUCGUCAUCCUCGUUUUUUCUUUGUGUGUUUGAUAAGAAAAUGAAGGAUGAGUGGUGGUUCCUGUGUCUUACAUUUUCCCACAAUCCACCUCUCCUCCUCUAUCUCUGUGCUCGGCACCGAUGCAAAACACAGAACAUCAUAUGGGUGUAUCAGAAAAAAUGUUUUCCCUGUGCUCGGUAAUGACGACAACCGUAACCAAGGCCAGAGAUGGUAGAGGCUUGAUGCAUCUUAGCUUCUCAUUAUGCAGCUCCCAUAUAUAGGCUACGAGCCCCUCCGCUGUUAAAAUAACAAGAGAUAAGAGAAAUGUCAUGUCUGCCAUGCACACGCUCUGAGAAUGGAUAAAAUGAAUCGAGACGUUUCUUCUGAUACAUCAUCAGCUGUUUGGUCUCGCCGAUAUAUACAGCUCUUUUUCUACUUCAUUUCCACGCAGUGCCCACUUCUCUCUGUCCCUCUGUUUCUUUUCAUAGCGGUUUCUGUCAGCCAAAAAUUUCUGCAUCCAUUUUCUAAUGUUGAAAAUGUUGUACAAAUGUUUUUGAUUGUAAUCAUUAAAGCAAAAAGUGGUUAUGUAAA
Molecule: messenger RNA, 1545 nt
Organism: Labrus bergylta (ballan wrasse)
Lineage: Eukaryota; Metazoa; Chordata; Actinopteri; Labriformes; Labridae
Gene: rheb
Product: Ras homolog, mTORC1 binding
Biological process (GO): small GTPase-mediated signal transduction
Cellular component (GO): plasma membrane
Molecular function (GO): GTPase activity; GDP binding; GTP binding
Source: RefSeq, a predicted model, not a curated record